ACCGUUCAGUUGUAGCUAUCGCUUUCGUACUGAACAGAACGAACAGCGGAACAUCCGGAACGACACACAGAUAUAUGAAAAUACAUACGAUUCUUCCAUAGAUUCGCACGCGAAUUUUAUUUCAUCGACGAAAUUAUAAGUCAACUGAGAUAUAAAUACGUGAAACAGAAAACCGACAACAAUAAGAACAAAAUAAUUAUACGUGAAAAUUACCAUUGCAAAGACGAACAAAAAUUACCGAAAAAAGUGUAUUAAUCAUAAAUUAGCUGUGAGUGAACGUUCUUUUUUUUCUCGUCUCCGUGUCUUGCUUGUGUCGCUCGUGUAUAAAACGAAAUACAUCAAAAAAGAAAGAAAUAGACAACACAACCCGUACCUGAAAUAAAUUGAACGAAUGCAGAGAAUUAAGAUGCGAAUUUCGAUCGAAUGACCGACCGACCGACCGUAUAGCUUGAUAAUGGGAUAUCAUGUUACACGCUCUCUUCGUGUUCGUUUCUUACUGAACAUCAAAAAAUUCAUCGAAAUAUCCGAACGAUGUACGCACAAUUAAACAAAGGAUCUGAUAUAAUCCACACAUCCUGUGUGAUGCUAAGUAAUAAAUUACUUUUGCUUCGAUAAAAAUCCAAAGAAAAAGCGAGUAAAUUACAGUGAACGAAGAAACGAAGAGAAGAAACGCCAACCACGACGACGACGACGUCGAAAGAAAAAAGCUAGCCGAAGGGCGAGUACAGAGCUUGAACUCAAUAACCAUUACCAUCGAAUAGAGAAAAAAAGUAAAAAAAAAACAACAAGAAGAAAACAACAUCAACAACAACAAAAAUCGCACAAACUCCACAAUUCAAUGUACAAAACGAAAUUUAUUUUUGUCAUUCAACGUUCUACGAAGAAUGGUUUGAAAAAGUGAAACGUAUCAAUCACGCGUAUGGCUACCGAGAGAAAGAAAGAGUGGUGUGUAAGUGUGAACUGAAAAGAAGAAAUGGUUGACACUAAAAAUAGAAGCAAAAAACAGCAGUGAAUACGCGCACGGAACAAAAUAAAAACGAACACUAAUAACAUUGUAAUUCAUUAACCGGAUUCGACCUUUUCAGAAAAACGAAAAUUGAAAGGAAUACAACUACAGAAAAAAAAACAUUCAGGUGCUAAUGCAAGUAUGACCCAAAAGACUUUACCAUUCACAAGAAAGCAUUUCAACAAGAAAAAUUGAAGACAACGACGACGACAACGGCGACGACGACAAACUUUCUGUUUCGACGACAGAAAAAAAAGUUUGUUUUUUUGUUUUGUUCGCGAUUGGAAAUUGUAGAGAAAAGGAAAAAAAACCAUCAGAUAAAAUUCAUAUUGUGUACCAUUCUUAUCCAAAAACAUUUAAAAAAAAAACGAAAAUGUCAGACAUUUGGAAAUGAAAAAGAAAAACGAACGAAUAAUGCAAGUGUAAGAAAACCGAAGCAAAAAACAAUAAGCAGCUAAAUGUAAUCGGCAAUCAUGUACCACGAUGAAAAACUUCGCGUAAGAUCACCCGAAAACAAUGACGAAAGAGCGCAAAUAACAGAACAAUAGCUACUUUCCCCGACACUGAAAAAGCACUUAGUGUCACCGAGCCCUAUUUCAACGAAACGAACAAAACACAACAAAAACGAAGCCAACAAGGCGGCGUUAAAACAGCAUACGGUGCAAAAUAGCUAAAGUCAACGGAAAAAACGAAUAUAAAAUAAAUAAAUACACUUGUGUUUAACGAUGAAAUGGAUAUGCUGUUUGCCGAUAGAAAGUGAGCAAGUAAAAGAGUAAAAAGGUGCAUGAGGUACACGACAAUUAAAUAAAGUAAAGUGAAUAAGAGAGUGAGAGAGGAAAAAGCAUUACCCUUGGAAUAAUGCGAAUCGUCGUUGUUACAAGUAACAACAGCAAAGGAGCAUAGAAGAAGAAGAAGGAAAAGAGGAGCAUUGGUGCAAAGAAGAAUUUUUACAAUUGAGAAAAAGACGACAACCAGCAUCAAAUACCAGCAUCAGAUCGACACAUACACCUCUAUCUAUCUGGCAAACACACAACCCUCCUCAAACCAAACAUUCACACGAGCAAGGACUCUGGCUCUCUGUCAAACAACAGCUGAACAAUAUAUAUACGAGAGAGAGAGAGAGAGAGAACCAAGUACAAAUUCACCCGCACACGUAUUUAUUCACAGCAAACAACAGCGAAUCAAAAAAUAACAAAUAAAAAAAAGCAAAGUAAAAAAGAGCAACAAUAACAACGACAAUAACACAAAUAACCAAACAAAGAAGAAAAAACACAGCAACAGCAGAGAAAAAACAUACAUAUUCCGUGUACCAUAAAGUAGUAAAGCAAACUGAUCCUGGAUGAAAGAAAGUGGCAACGUAGAGAACGAAAAGAGCAAAGGCCAUCUACACGAAGCACCAAUUGCAGCAGCCAGUGAAAAAAGAGCUUGAUUGAGAGUGAAAGUGUGAGAAGAUAGAGAGAGAGAGGUGAAAGAAUAUUUAUUUAUUUCUUUCGUUUUCUAUUUUUUUUUUUCAUUGCCCAGAACGAAGUCGAAUGUAUGAAAUAAAUUCAGAACAAAGCAAGGGCCAGAAAGGAAAAUAAAGAAUAAGAAUAAAAAUAAGAAUAAAAACAACGCGUAUAUUGGUACAAAACGCACACACAUUUUUGGUCCUAAUGCCUGUGAAUAAAUGAAAACAAGCAUGGAGCAAAAUGUUAUCCGAACAAACGGCACAGUAAAUAUGUUGACGAUUCGAAUGGUGUGAAAAUACGAUAUAAAUUGCAACAUCGACACUAAGGGCGAAAUAACAAAUAAUAUAUAUAUAUAAAUAAAUAAAAAUAAACAUAAAAAUAAAAUAGAACGGAAAUAAAGAACGAAACACAAACCACCGGAACGAUAAGCGGAAAUCGAACGACUUCGUGGAACAAAAGAGAAGUAUAAGUGGGAAACGUGUAAAAGAGGAACGAACUGCAAGAAUCAGAGGAGCGAAAGAGAGUGCCAAAGAUAGAACACGUUGAAUUUGAGCGAAAGGGUGCGAAUUAUUCGAAGAAAGAGUGAAAAAGAGAGCUGCAUCAAAAGCUGUGGUGACACACAGGUAGAGAGUGAGUUUGUGCAAAAGACAGAAAUUGAGUUCGAAAAGCGUUUUGCUUUGGAUUGGUUUGGUGUGUGUGUGUAUGUGUGUAAAAAGCAUUGAACCUAUAGGCGAACGGAGAGUGAGAGACAGAGAGGAGUAACACGGAGCAAAAAGCGGAAAGCACAUAAUAAAGUACAAGUCUAUACACAACAAAAAUGAUGCUUAUGAUCAUAAUCCACACUCUUGCACGUAUGUGCUGCCAAUGCCGUCGUGCUUGGCCAUUGUACACAAUCGUAAUGCUGUUCAUAUUCGACAAAAUUGAUAUGGUGAAAUAUGCGUUGCCGUCCUCCUCUGCCAUCACAGCAACAACGACGCUGACGACAACAACAACGACUUCAACGAACAACAAUAACUUUCGAAAUGACUCUCAGCUGCUCGUAUCAUACUUUGGGCACACAGCACCUGUCAACACAAUGCCGCACAUGGGCGGACUAUAUACGAGCAGUACGAAUCGUGGCGGUGGCCGAACUAUACUCAGCCACUCGCGAAAUGGUUUGCCCAUUCGAUCGAACAAAUGGUCAAGCGAUGGCCGAUUGAUUCGUACGGGCGGUGACAUAAUACUUGGCGGUAUUUUUCCAAUGCACGAGCACAACAUUAAUAAUCCGGAAUAUCCGUGCGGAAUGGUAAAAGAAGAGAAAGGUAUACAGCGACUGGAGGCCAUGAUGUAUGCAUUAGACAAAAUUAACAAGAACGACGACGAUCUACUGCCAAACGUAACGCUGGGCUCAUUAAUCAUUGACUCAUGCAGCAGCGAUACCUAUGCACUGGAGCAAUCGAUGGAAUUCGUGCGUUAUUAUAUGAAUCAGGACAUGUCUGAGUAUAAAUGCGAGAAUGGCAAACCUCCGACAUUCAUACCCCACAAACCGGUUGCUGGUGUCAUUGGUGCUUCGUUUAGCGUUGUUUCGAUAAUGGUAGCAAAUAUUUUACGAUUAUUUCGGAUUCCACAAAUCAGCUAUGCAUCGACAAGUACGGAGCUCUCAGAUAAGUCACGUUUUGAGUAUUUUAGCCGUGUUGUACCGCCAGACAACUACCAAGCCCAGGCGAUAGCUGAAAUUGUAAAAUCAUUCGAUUGGCGAUACACCAGCACCGUUGCUGUUGAAGGCGAAUAUGGUGAAAAGGGUAUUGCAUCGUUCAUUCAGACGGCAAAUGCUUUAGGUAUUUGUGUGGCUGUAUCGGAGAAAGUAAGUCGCCAUUCUAAACCGGAGGAUUUUGAUCGAAUCAUCGAACGACUUUACAGUAAGCCGCAGGCACGUGUGGUCGUGAUGUUUGUCGAUGAAGACAACAUACGAAAAAUUCUACAAGCCAGCAUUCGUGCAAACAAAACCGGCCAUUUUAUUUUCGUUGGCAGUGACUCUUGGGGUGCAAAAUCGCACCCGGUACGUGAUCAGGAAUUUGCUGCAGUGAAUACGAUUACAGUUCUCCCACAAAGAACCAAUCUUGACGGAUUUGAUGAAUACUAUAAAUCAUUGAGGCCACGCCUAAGUCCUGAAGACUGUACCCAAAUGUUUGUCAAUAAACGGCAUCCGCGUGAUCCAAAAUUACAGAUCAAUUGCCGGAAUAUCUGGUUCAACGAAUUCUGGGGCCAACAUCAUAAGUGUAGUUUUGUGCCGGACGAACGGUUGCCACGAUGCACGGGCAAUGAAACGCUCACAAAUUAUGAGCAGGAAGGAUUGGUGCCUUUUGUCGUUGACGCAGUGUACGCGAUGGCACACGCGCUCCAUAAAAUUAUGAAAGAGAAUUGUAAAGAUCUUGAAUUCAGUCAAUGUGAUGCACUGCAACCAGGUCCCGCCGGUCCAGAUUUGUUGCGAGCCAUCCGUGAUGUAAACUUCAUCGGCAUGCAAGGCACACAAAUUCGAUUCAAUAAGCAUGGCGAUGCAUAUGGUUACUACAAUAUAUAUCAGUAUCAACGAGCUGGCAAAAAAUAUGACUACAUUCAAAUUGGAACAUGGAAAGAGUCGUUGGAUUUGCGCAACGAGACGUUGCGGUGGGAGAAUGAUGAUCAGCCAAAGUCCAUUUGCUCCGAACCGUGUCCGGCCGGCCAUGUGCACAACCAUCAAGAUCAAUGUUGUUGGUCGUGUGUUAAAUGUCGUGAAGAGUUUGAGUUCGUGAAAAAUGACACGUGCAUAUCAUGUGAACCGGGAUAUGCGCCAAACGAACGAAAAAAUGGCUGUGAUAAAUUGAGAGCCGAAGUAAUUGAUUGGCUGAGUCCGUGGGCAUAUGUGCCGUUGAUAUUUGCCAGUGCCGGCAUAUUGGCUACAACAUUCACUAUUUGCGUUUUCAUAAAAUUCAAUCACACACCUGUUAUAAUGGCGUCUGGACGUGAAUUGUGCUAUGUGCUUUUGACCGGUGUUUGCCUGUGUUACGUAAUGACAUUUAUAAUAUUGGCAAGGCCAACUGUGAUACGAUGCGCAUUGCUGCGAGUUGGCCUCGGUCUGUGUCUGUCGCUGUGCUACAGUGCGAUUUUCGUGAAAACCAAUCGAAUCUCUAGGAUAUUCAAUUGCGGUGUCAAAGCAGUGUCUAGACCUAUUUACACAUCACCAAUAUCACAAAUAGCAAUUUGCCUGUGCAUUGUAUCGGUUCAAUUAGUGGGCACCGCUGGAUGGUUAGUAUACGAAGUCCCUGACAUCAAGGAAAUUCAUCCGCAACCAUUAACCGCUGUACUGACGUGCAAGGUGUCAACAUUUUCAUUGAUCAUGUCGCUUGUCUACAAUAUGGUUCUGAUACUCUUGUGCACACUGUAUGCAUUCAAAACACGAAAAAUUCCGGAAAACUUCAACGAGGCCAAAUACAUUGGUUUCACCAUGUAUUCGACAUGCAUCGUGUGGUUGGCAUUUUUACCAAUCUACUUUGGAACCAAUAAUGAUUACAAGAUCCAAGUGUCCAGCAUGUGCAUGUGCUUAAUGAUUUCGGCAACAGUCUCAUUGACAUGUCUGUUCCUGCCAAAAGUCUAUCUGGUGCUAUUUCAACCGUACAAAAAUGUACGCAACGCCACUGGCCUAAGUGUGAAUCGGUUAGCAGCUACGGACUCAAACCGCCAACCGAAUAAUAUGCGAUUCUCGGGAACUCGCAGCCAAACCUUUUGUCACUCAAUGACAUCAUCAGCCAUUACAAAAUCCGGAUCAAGUUCACGACUCAGUCACCGAGUUGUAAAUAAUACGAUGGCAAGUGAUGAUGCCGUCGACAUAUCGGUUCAAACAGAUCAAGAGCAGCAACCGCAACAAAUUCAAAUCGAACCACAAGGCAAUGCUCAAUUGACAAUAUCUGCAGUAGUCGAUGCUGCAACCGAACUACCGUGCUGUAGCCGCACACUAACUGAAACUAAUCAACCACAUGUAGCCAAUAACGAAGGUCCUGUGACUGUAGCGAGUUCACCAUCAUCACCGCCACCAUCAUCGUUGCUGCCAUCGACACCGACAACAUCGACGACGACGACGACACCGACAACAAUAAUGGACGUCACUGCUGCUGCCGCCACCACCAAAUCAAUGAAAGAAAAUGGCCAUAAAUCCAUUAGCACCACCGAAAACACUCAUAAUACCGAUGCGUCGGAUAGCAUUAGUCGUGUAAGUAGUAGCAAUAGCGUACACAACCAAAACAGAAAAUCGUCAAUAAAUCUAGAACCAGGCUUUAUUGAGACUAUCAUGGAUGACUACAUCAGAAAGACAAACUAAACACGCCAUGCAUACAUACGAUCCCUCAUCCGACACACACCCCACCCACUUCGACGGAAUAAAAUUCGUGUUACGAUAGAAACUUCGAAAAAAGAAGGAAAAUACGAAGAAAAUUGAAAUAAAUAAAUUUAUAUAAAUAGAUAAGAGAAACAGAGGAAUAAAAAAGAAGUACGAGACUAUUCGAACAAAACAAAAAUCAGAAGCGCAACAAUUAAAAGCUCUGUUAAUCGCACACAUAAAAUUACUGGAUGGAGUGUUUUUGUGAUUUGAGGCCAUUUUGAAAAUGUUAUUAUUGAGAAAGACAAACACAUCCACAUGUUUUUCGCAUGGCCUCAUGUGCCCCCCUAGCACACACAUAUACACACACACAUCAAAGCAAUUACAGGCUACUCUAAUAAAAAUAGGACAUUUAUCGAUGUCUCUCAGACCGAAUUAAAAACAAAGACGAGAGCGAAUAAGAAGAAAAGAAGAGAAAUAAGCGAAGAAAAACAAAACACAGUCGUAAAUUCUAUUUUGAAAACAUAUCAGAGAGAUAGAGAGCAAGCUGCCCAUCUCGCACAAAAAAUACACAAAUUCAAAAAUGUUUAAGACGAAAAAUGGCAUUAUCGUAAUCGUAAUCGUGAGUGUAAGAGAGAGAUAGACACACACGCAGAUUGAAAGAAAACAGAAUUGAAGAGCCACCACACAAAACCCACCUACUCAACACACACGCACACUCGAGAUAUAUUCGGAGCGUAUUGUGAGCUUAUCUAUAUGUGCAUGAUCUAGUUGAAUUUUUGUUUUGUCUAUAACAUAUUGAAUCGAUUCGAUUCGCUGACAUUUGUAUUCGACGUGAUAGUGUUUUUCUCUUCUACUCAUCCCUCUUCCUCUCCCCCGCUCCCUCAUACCACCACCAUAUCCCCAUCCUCCUUCGCAUUCCAUCUCGAGAAGGAAAAAAUAAACAAUAAACGAAUGAGAAAAACCAAACAAAAGAAUGUCACCACAUGUUAAAGAUAAAAGUAUAUUUAAUUAUAGAUAAAUUUAGACUGAUAAAUAGAAGAAACUUGACGCAAAAUCGCCACCCUAGAUAAUCAAAAGAAAUUCAAUUGGAAAUAGUGAGAAUGUUCCGAAAUCGUGCGCGUGUUAGAUACAAAGCAAAGAAAAAGUGAGAGAAGAAAUCACUCGUAAUAAUAUUAACACAUUACCACAAAAAUCAAAGGUUUAAACAUAAUUAAAAAAAACAACUCAAUAACAAGCGACAUGCAAACGCUUAUUAUUAUCACUAUUUCUGAUUCGGAUUACAUGCGCGCGCGCUCGCGCGUAACUUAGACCGUAAAUUAUAUAUUUUUGUUCCUGUACAAAUGAAAAUGAUUAAUAUGUGUCAUUAGCACAACAACAGAUAGAGAGAACCUCACACAGAGAGAAUCUCUUUGUCCGAGAGUAAACCGAUAAAUAAUCUAAUAGUAAAUUAUGUUAAUAAAUCCAAAUGCCCGAGGCGAUAGAGACCGACGUUAACAAAUAAAGCAAGUAAAGUUUUCUGUUUCAGCUUGUUAUUCGGCGAAGCAGAAUGGGAAGCGAAUGUCACCCAUCCAGAAUUAGCCAAUAAUUACUAUAAAUAUCAUAAAGAAAAAACAAAAAUUAAGCAAUUGUUACUUUCCCCCACCCUCAUACUCCCCGAAAAAAAGAAGAGUCACAAAUCGGCAAACCGCUCUGAAUUGCCUACGUGUGUGUGUGUGUGUAUUGAACAAAAAAAAAUCACUUCAAUUCAAUUGAUCAAUUGAUCUCUGCUUACGUCAAAUUAUUUGGAUAUUUAAAAAAGUAAAUGUUAAAGGAAAACCAAAAAAAAAAAAAUUAAUGCAAAAAAAACAAGAUUUAAAUUAAAUUUAUUGAUACCAACAAAAAAAAAUGUUCGUGUUAUAAGCGAUGAUUACUUGUAUAGUGAAACAAAAAAAUUUAAACAUUUACCACAAUCGACCUUCUAAAGGUCGUUAGUUCAUUUUAAGAGAACAUUUAGCACACAUCAAAUUUAAAGAGAAUAUAUAAGUGGACAAAAAAAAAUGCCAAAACAAAUCAAGUGAAGAGACUAGCACAAAUUGUAUUUACGUUUUAAUCUUUGUUUAUUUUCAAUGUAAAAUGUAUGUUUAUUUGAUUGUUACCUAAUAUAUUUAACACCAGACAUUUGCAAAAUGUCAGGUUUAUCUCGUCAUAUGUGAUGCGUACUGCAUAAAAGAUGAAGAAGAAGAAGAAGAUCUAGAAGGAGAAAACACACACAUACAAUUGCUCAAAAACAUUGUCGUAGCGUAUCCAAGCUCGAUGGCCUUUUUGCUUGUGUUGUUCAGAUCCAUUUUACGGUUUAAUUUAAUCAAACUAUUAAAAUAAAUUAAAUUAUGAUUUUCACGCUAAAAACUAUGUAUAUUCUCCGCUGACAACUUGUCUGCACUUGAACAACUUAUUUUUCUGUUUUUGCUCAAAAGCCCUUAUUUCGGUACAAAUUAUCCUUUCGAGCUGAAUCGGUCACCAUCGACGGCGGCAGCAGCAGCAAACGGCAACGGGCCAGUGAAAGUCAAAUAGUUGAAGACCGUAAAUUAAUUAUUCAUCGUAUUAAAUUUCCCUUGUGAAAUGAUUUGGUGUCACUGUGACGAAGCGGCCCAAUACCCGAAUGCCCAAAUGCCCGAAACGAUGGUCUCGCUCGCUCUAACUCACUCACUCUCUCUGUGUGUUUCCUUCCAUUUGUACAUAAUUCAAUAAAAAUUAGUUAGCUAGAUUGACACGUGAAUUCCAUGGUCAAUCGAAUUGUCCCUUUGUUUCCUCGUUAAAUAUAUACCAAAUGAUUGCUUCUUCUGGGAAAACGGCAUGGCACAACUACUGCGAGAACGAGAGAGAGAGAGAGAGAGAGAGAGAGAGAGAGAGAGAGAGAGAGAGAGAGAGAGAGAGAGAGAGAAAAUGAGUGAGAUUGAGUGUAUCGAUUGUCAAGUGUCCGUUUAGAGCUUGAAGCACAUUACGAAAAUGUGUAUGUGUGUCUAAAGACACUAUUGCAUUACUUUUAAACCGAAAUGAAUGAAUAAUACAAGUUGCCCAAGGAAUAAACAAAAUUUCGAUUAACAAAAACUAAUUCUCGCCACAUCAUACACGCACCACCGGUCCAAAAGACCGAUCCGAUUUUUUUUUAUCCUCUGCAAAUAUGCUUACCCCAUACCGGACAAUAGAAAAUUUUCGACGAAAAUCCGUUAUUGUUAUCUCCUCCGUUGUUACUACGUUGUAAUUUUCAUUCAUUUUUGGGGCUACAAGUAAUGUCAACAAGUUUAUGAAAAUGCCAAUAUUCCCACUGUAUAUACAAUACAAAUAAAUAUGAAUAUAUAUGAGAUACGAUAGUAACAAAAAAAAACAACAACCAUAAUGUAGUUGAACAUUGUGCUAAUUUUAUUUAAAAAUUACAUGACAUACUGUUGCUGAAUGCAAUUAAAAACAAAGUGACAACCAGAAAUUUAUGUACAAAAUGGGAAAACUAUAAUGGAUUUUAAUUUGGAAUAUUGUAUGCGUGUGUGUUGGACACGUAGAGCUGUCGCAAGCUCGUGCAUCUUCCGACACACACACAGCUAAAUGAAAUUCGUAUUACUUCAGCUGUAUUCGUUCGUUUCGAAUGGAAAAAAAGGGAAACUUUGGCAACUUGGACAAAAGCCGGAUUUACCGUUGGUUUGAAUUCCAGACGUGAAUUUAUUUCGAUCUUCUUCUCUUUUCGUAUGUCCGAAAACGGCAAUUUUUAACGAAAAAAAAAAACAGUUACAAUCCCUCUCGAUUGCUGCAAGAAGAAAAAAAACUAACGGACGGAAAAUCAAACAAACUGUUUAUUAUAUUUUCAAAUAAUGUCGAAUCAUGUGAAUAUGGAUUUAUUCAAAUUGUAUUUCCUCCUUUCGUUGCUCAGUGCAAACACCCAUUUCGUGAAUCAUUCGUUUGAAUUCACACACACACACACACAAACACCAAGCAAAAUUCUAUAUUAGUCGCACCGACUGGCGUUUUCAACGUCAAAAUGGAUAAAGACGAAGAGAAAAAAGCGAAAGAAAAAGCACGUAAUCAAAGUCGACAUGUCUUGUUUCCUUGCCGUUCUUACGGACACAUACACAUAAAAUACACGGAUACAACGAAACAUUUCAUUCUUGUUUGUUUUUGAACAUGCAAUUUUGUAGCUCAAAAAUACAUAACAGCAUUUUGCACACGAUUCAAUGAAUGUCAAUAUCUAGAGAUUGUGUGCACACCGUCACACAUUCUCUGCGUAUAUGGAUACGAUAAUACGUCCUAUUCGAAUCCAUAAAAAUAUUUUUUUUUUUUUAAUUAGACAAUCUCUGAUGCUCUGAACAACCUUAUUGAAUAAGAUCUCAAUUCAUCAAAUGACAAAAUACAAAAAAAAUAUACAAAAUCAUCGUAAACAAAAUUUUAGUUGAUAAGACAGAGAGAACAACAUGAAAAAGAAAUGAAAGAAAAAAAAAUAUUUAGGUGAAAUAAAGUCGAAAGAAAAUGAAUCUUCCAAACAUUGAUAAAUGAAAAUACAAGAAGAAGAAAAAACAAACACAUACAUAUAAAUACACAAUAAAUUCCACCAUUAUUAAGACAAACACAAGAUUAUAUAGAUAAAUAGAUGAUAAAUGAGGAGAGGUAAUUGAUAUAUGUGUAGUGCAACUAAAAACAAAAACAAAAAAAACACGAAAUAAUCCUAUUUAUUGACUCCCUCUCUCUCUCUCACAACAGGAAGAUACUCAUAAAUUUAGCAUUUAAUCGUAAUGUAUUCUCAAUGAGUCUGAAUGAUUUAGUAAAAAUUAUUAUGAAACAAAAAAAAAAGUCAAAUAUAAAUAAAUUCUAGUUUAACAAAAAAGAAAUAAACAAAAUUUACAAAAGUCCAUUAAACAACAACAACAACAAAAUGAAAUAUAUGUUUAGCAUUAUAAAUUAAUUGUUAGAGAUUGUUCCAAAGAAGACAAAGAAAGAAAAAUUCUUUUUAACUAUGUUUUGCUUCAAUAGAUUUAGAAAAGUGCUUUAACAAAAACCAAAGUGAAACUAUUAAACAAAACUGAAAAACAAAAAUGUCAAAAUCGUUCAGCCCAUGGUCCUUGAUUUCCUUAUCCAGCCCCUUAUUGUUCGAACUUUUAUCUACUUCAAUACGUACGAUAUUCCCACUUCCGGAGCGGUUACAUCCACAAGAUAAACAAAUAAAUAACCGUACUUCGUCUCAAGAAGCAUGCCGAGAUUUUUUUUCCACACAGAAAACUCUAACACUUUUGCAUUAUAUUUCAUCGAAAUUAAUGCUUUCCGAAUGACACAAGGUCAAAAUUUACUUUCAACAACGGUCCAACAUUUGUAUUUGUAUUUGUACCAGUUUCAUUUGAUAUUUACCACGUUUUUUUUCUAUCUCUUGCUCUCUUCAUUUGAAUCGACGUAAUACCCAUCUCAUAACCUCUUUGCACAUAAUUUACCUAACAAAUUCAUUAUUGUUGUCAGCUCUCAGAACAAGAAGAGAAAAAAAAAUGAAGAAAAAAUAACAUAAUUUUAAUCGAUAGAAGACUGCUUUUUUAUACAUGUACUCAGAUUGUACACUCGAUGUUAAUAGGCACACAAACAAUAUAUAAAACGAUGAUGAUGAUGUUUUUUUUUUGUUUCCUGUUGAAAAUGGUUGCAUGAAAAUUUACUCCAAUCAAACUCCCUCCGGACAAACAAAAAUGGAUUUUGCAAACAGACUUUUUGCCCCCAACCAACCAACCAACCAAUCGACAAUUGUGUGUCAAUCAAUUGCAACUCCAACUUAAAAUUUUAAUCCAAUAUUUUUUUUUCGUUCGUGCGUUCGUUUAUUUGUAUUUCAGUCUGUGUAACGGGCGAAUAUGUUUGAAAAAAAUAGCCUCUAGUUAGUUUGGACCAUUUUGGCAUUAUAUAGCGCGACAAUCUGAGUGCAAUGAAAUAUAUUGAACAUGCAUUCACCCAACGGCAACAUAAAUGACACACACACGAAGUGUUUUUCGAUCCUGAUCAGUCAAUGCAAACAUUUACUUUUAUUAUAGACUUUAUAUAAAUCGAUCUCAAAUGCACUCGGGCCAUUGGUGAAUCGAAUGAUUUAGCGAUUUAUGGGAGAGUACAUUUUUCUUCUUUCUUUUAAAUAUUACGUUUUAAUUUACAUUUCAAUUUAUUGCAUUUUAUUUUUUUUGCUCGUCAAUCGAGCAGAUGGACAAAAAUACGAGAGAUAAAUGUAAAAUUCAUUCGGCUGGGAUAAAAUUUAUUAUUUAACAUGUUAUUUAUGGGACUGCACGAAAAACCGUUGAAUUUAAAUAUACACAAAUAUUAUGUCAAUUUUUUUUUUAUCGCGAUUUUUCCACCUCUCUUGUCGAAUGAAGUUUAUUUUUGUAUUUCCUAUUCAUUCAUUUUUUGUUUUCAUAUUUUCAGUAAAUAAAUUAAAUAUCGUAAUACAUGUAGAUCACCCUAAACAGGGCGGAAAACCUAGUCAAUUCAAUUGUACCUUUGAAUAACGUUUUAGCAUUAUCAACCAAAACAAUUAAAAAACAAACGAAAUCAACUUUAUCAUUUAGACAAAACUUAUUUGAUAUUGAUACUUACUCAGACCCACGAAGGAUAACGCGCCUCAUAAACUAAACGAGGCCUCAUGUUAACACCAGUGUUUAACGUCAUUACCAUCAUAAUAUUGAUUUUAAUUACUUUUUUUCUUCAAAAAAUUCAUUUAUAAAUAGUGCUACCAUUGAUUGCAGUAACUUUCAAUUGUAAGUCAGAAUAACCUUUUCUUGCCUAAUUUAAAGAUUCCGUUGAAAUGUAUCCCAUAAACCACUAAGUCAUUCGUUCGAUGCUGGUUGAAAGUGCACCAAAAAAGAAAAUGACAUUGUAAUUUCUAACAAAUCAAAUGUUGUUUCUUUGUCGACGAAUGUAUAAAAAAAAAUCGUUAUCUUAUUGUAGACGCAAUUUAGUCAAUGGUCAACCGAUUUAGACGAGUAAAAAGCAUCUUGAGUUCGAAUGGAUUUCUGAGCUUUUGAUUUUAUAAAUGAAAAAAAAAAAUUAUUCUGUUAUAUUUUCGCUGCUAUGUUCGGAACUCGCGAGUAUCGACUGGCUGCUCUAUGCCGUCGGCAUUCUUUUGUUGUUUUCUAAUUCUUCUCUGUGAAAACAACUCAAAAUAAGCAGAAAAAAAAGAAUAAAAAUUAAAAAAAAAACUCUAGAUAAUGUUAAGAAGAAAAAAAGAAAUGUUUUCAACGAUGAAAAAUGUAGAAAAUAUUAUGAAAUAAAACGGAAUGCCAAAAGAUUAAUCUAAAAGAACAAAAAAAACGUCUUUGAUUUUCUGAUUACACCAAAAGGAAAACACAUGUGGAUUUUUUUUCAGUUUAACUUGUUGUUUUUUCUCUUUUCAUUUGGUCUUAAUUCGUAAUUCAAUAACAUUUUGUUUUAAUUUACAUUAAUGAUUUGUUUUCUUCUUGAUUCAACGGGGAUGCUCAAACACAACGCUCGUCGUUCUACUUUUUAUUUUUAUUUUUACCCGUGAGGAAUUUUCAAUUCCUCUCAACUUCAUUUACUCUCUUUCUCUCUAGGUUUAUCAUUUACUGUAUUUUCUUUCUUCAAUACGUUCAUUUUCCUAUGGAAAUAAUUUAAA
Molecule: messenger RNA, 14399 nt
Organism: Sitodiplosis mosellana (orange wheat blossom midge)
Lineage: Eukaryota; Metazoa; Arthropoda; Insecta; Diptera; Cecidomyiidae
Gene: mGluR
Product: metabotropic glutamate receptor 8
Exons: 20
Coding region: 3272-6787 (1171 amino acids)
Biological process (GO): regulation of synaptic transmission, glutamatergic; G protein-coupled glutamate receptor signaling pathway
Cellular component (GO): membrane
Molecular function (GO): adenylate cyclase inhibiting G protein-coupled glutamate receptor activity
Source: RefSeq, a predicted model, not a curated record